CAGCGGCAAACGUCAGAAGGAUUAGCCGAGGUAAGGCUGCUCUUGGCUGGGUACAUGAGCGCUGAGAGUCCGGUGAUCGCCUGGAUCUCACAACUCCGACAACGUCAGAUCAAAUUUUCAGAAAGACGCUAUCUUUAUCAAUUAACCACAAAUUUGAGCUUUAAACCAGCACAUUCUCGCCUGAAAAAAUCUUAAAACUGCAUAUCAUAACUUAAUAGAGCCCGAUCACACGAAAAUGCGUAUCAAUAGUACGAGUUUGUAAUCUCGUAGAAUAUAUACGCCAAAAUAUGAUACGCGCAUAUGAUACGCACUUUAUGGGGUAUUAUACGUACGAAACUGGAUUGUUUGUCCUCCAUAAGCAAAGCUGCUGCACACCGGUAAUCUUGAAUUUGAAUGCCUGUACACGCUGUGCACUAUGGCUGUGCAUGACAGGAGUGUGAUCAGUGCGCACACUAACUUGAUUGACACUGCUAAGACACUCCUCCUGACUCUGAUUGGUUGUUUCUUACCGGGAGCGGUGUAUUUCUGCAAAUGGCAAUAGGACCACUGGGAGGAACCAGAGGAGCUUGAUUUUUUCACAGAUUAUCUGUCUCAUAUUCUACUGUCAGGACAUAAUGACAGGUUUAACAAAUAUGUAAAAAAUACAUUUUUACAAAAGUUACCUACUGCAGCUUUAAAGUCCACAUGACAAUUCACACUGAAGUGAAGCCUUAUAUCUGCCAACAGUGUGGAAAGAGUUUCGGUCAACUUGAAAAGCUCAACGUCCACAUGAGAAUUCACACAGGAGAGAAGUGUUGUACCUGCCGACAGUGUGGAAAGACUUUUGCUGAAAAAGUAAGCCUUAAUAGACACAUGAGAAUUCACACUGGAGAGAAGCCUUUCACGUGCCCUCAGUGUGGAAAGAGUUUCACUCAAAUUGGAAACCUUAAAGUCCACAUGAGCGUUCACACUGGAGAGAAGCCUUACACCUGCCAACACUGUGGGAAAAGUUUCAACCGAAAAGGGAAUCUUAAUUACCACAUGAGUAUUCACACUGAAGAGAGCCUUUUCACCUGCAAACAAUGUGGAAAAAGUUUUAAGCGAAAAGGAAGCCUUAACAGGCACAUGAGAGUUCACACUGGAGAGAAGUCGUUUACAUGUGGUCACUGUGGAAAAAGUUUUAUGUAUAAAGUAAGCCUUAAGUGCCACAUGAGUAUUCAUGUAUGAAAAAAAUGUUUUUGUAUGUCAUCAUCGUGAAAUGAUUUUCACAUACAGGAAACACCUCAUGUCUAAUAAUGUGCUGAUUAUUUUUAUGGUACUAAAUCACCUUAGAGGGCUGAAUUCCCUGUUAAUGUCCAGUGACUACAAGAGGAAUAAAGAUGCAAGAGUCAAGAAUUAGAUUCAAUGAAUUGAUUAGUCAAAUGAAGAAUAAAGUAGUUUCAAUUUUACAUGUCAAAAGAAGUAUAAAUCUGUAUCAAAUAAAAUACAUAUAACAGUGUAGGCCUGUGCAAAAUGAUAAACAAACAAUAUAACAGAAACAAGCUUUUGAUUCAGUACAUACAAAGACGUGGCGAUCUGGCAAUAGCUGCUUUUCAACUGUCAUGCCAGGGCUUUCAACAGGUGGGGCUAAUAGCCUCGGACCUGUAGGACCGAGCCCAAAAUCACAUGGUUUCCACCGUCAUGCCAGAAGCUCUGCAGCGCUUUACUAAAACCCUCCCCAUAAAGGAACACUCCACUUUUUUUGAAAAUAGGCUCAU
This is a messenger RNA of Megalobrama amblycephala (Wuchang bream), 1736 nucleotides long. Its product is annotated as gastrula zinc finger protein XlCGF57.1-like. NCBI's taxonomy places the organism in Eukaryota, Metazoa, Chordata, Actinopteri, Cypriniformes, Xenocyprididae. The transcript has a single exon. Gene Ontology annotation, biological process: regulation of transcription by RNA polymerase II. Gene Ontology annotation, molecular function: DNA-binding transcription factor activity, RNA polymerase II-specific; RNA polymerase II cis-regulatory region sequence-specific DNA binding. Bases 685 to 1206 code for a protein of 173 amino acids. The record is from RefSeq and is a predicted model, not a curated record.